Salvia miltiorrhiza (redroot sage) is the source of this 1632-nucleotide messenger RNA. RefSeq names its product pentatricopeptide repeat-containing protein At5g66520-like. The transcript has a single exon. The record is from RefSeq and is a predicted model, not a curated record. Lineage: Eukaryota; Viridiplantae; Streptophyta; Magnoliopsida; Lamiales; Lamiaceae. The coding region runs from base 1 to 1632 and encodes 543 amino acids. Gene Ontology annotation, molecular function: protein binding; RNA binding. Gene Ontology annotation, biological process: RNA modification.
AUGAUUGAAACCCAACGGCUGCGUCUCAAGAAUUACGUGGCGCGCCUAAUCCACGGUUGCAACAACAUUAGACCGCUCAAUCAAAUUCAUUCCCAUAUUAUAGUAUCGCCAAAUUUAUCAGCAGAUGAUCGAUCUUUUCUCAUCUCUCGCCUCUUCUUCUACCUUUGCACAGCGUCCGAGUCACCGGCAUCUCUCAAAUACGUCAACAAAUUUUUCAAUCUCUUUGCGAAACCGAGUCUUUAUAUCUACAACGCGCUGAUCAGAGCGAAUGCAACGAAAAUAAAAGAUUCCACAUCAUGUGAGUGCUUGACUUUGUAUAAGGAGAUGAUGGCCGGCGGUUUGGUGCCUGAUUGCAUAACACUCCCCUUUCUGCUUAAGGAAUGCUCCAAGAGAUUUGAUGGGCCCACGGGCCGGGCCAUACAUGUGCACGCUGUCAAGUUUGGGUAUGAAGGGGAUGUUUACGUGCAGAAUGCUCUCAUAAAUUUAUACUCAGAGUGUGGAGUUUUGGAAGAUGCGAGAAAGGUGUUUGAUGAAAUGCCCAACAGAGACGUGGUUUCGUGGAAUUCGAUGAUUGUUGGGUGUUUGAGGAAUGUGGAGGUUGAUUUAGCUUUGCAGCUGUUUAAGGAAAUGAAGGAGAGGAAAAAUAUCAUCACUUGGAAUUCGGUCAUCACAGGUUUGGUUCAAGGCGGAAGGGCGAAGGAGGCUCUAGACAUUUUUCAUGAAAUGCAGAACUCAGGCGAUGAAAAGAAGGCGGUACAGCCGGAUAAAAUAACUGUGGCGAGUGCACUUUCCGCGUGUGCUUCUCUUGGUGCCAUUGAUCAUGGAAAGUGGGUUCAUAGUUACUUGGAAAGAAGUGGGAUUGAAUGUGAUAUGGUGAUUGGGACAGCUUUGGUAGACAUGUAUGGGAAAUGUGGUUAUGUUAAGAGGGCAUUGGAGGUUUUCAAUGGGAUGCGCAGUAAGGAUGUGUUAGCAUGGACGGCCAUGAUUUCAGUUCUAGCGCUUAACGGGUAUGGAAACGAGGCUUUUGAGGUAUUCAAAGAGAUGGAAGCAGUUGGAGUGAGGCCGAAUGCUGUAACAUUUGUAGGAUUGUUAUCUGCCUGUGCUCACUCCGGCCUUGUGGAGAAAGGUCGUCAGUGCUUUGAUGCAAUGAAGCGUGAUUACCAUAUAGAGCCGCAAGUGGAGCACUAUGCUUGCUUGAUUGAUAUACUUGGUCGAGCCGGGCUUUUCACUGAGGCAGAAAAUGUUAUUAAUAGCAUGCCAAUGAGGCCGGAUGCUUUUGUUUGGGGUGCUCUACUUGGAGCUUGUCAACUGCAUGGAGUCGUUCGUCUCGGAGAAAAAGUAGCGAGAUACUUGAUUGACUUGGAACCUCACAAUCAUGCAUACUAUAUUAUUUUGUGUGAUUUAUACGCCAAGGCUGGUAGAUUUGAUGAUCAGAAAAGAAUUAGAUCUAUGAUGAAAGGACUAAAUGUGAGGAAGACAGUUCCUGGCUCCAGCAUGAUUGAAGUUGAUGGCUUUGUCUAUGAAUUCUCUGUUAAGGGAUCGCCUGAGAUGCCAAUCGCGGCCUUACAGAGUGUGCUGCUGCUUUUAAGCAAUGAGAUGAAGAGAGACGGGCAUAGUAAGAGCAUGGAAUGA